This is a messenger RNA of Apiotrichum porosum, 1401 nucleotides long. RefSeq lists its product as uncharacterized. Bases 1 to 1401 code for a protein of 466 amino acids. Gene Ontology annotation, biological process: protein phosphorylation; intracellular signal transduction. Gene Ontology annotation, molecular function: ATP binding; protein serine/threonine kinase activity. The record is from RefSeq and is a predicted model, not a curated record. NCBI's taxonomy places the organism in Eukaryota, Fungi, Basidiomycota, Tremellomycetes, Trichosporonales, Trichosporonaceae. The transcript has 2 exons.
AUGCCCGACAGCUUCACCUCCACUGGGCGUGACCUCGUCGGCCACCGCAUCGACCACGGCCGCUUUGAGCUCGUCAGCGUUCUAGGUGUCGGCGCCUACGGUGUCGUCUACCUCGCCCUCGACGUCCGACUGCGUGCACAGAACCCCGCAGGCCCUCCUCGCUGGGUCGCUGUCAAGUGCCUCAGCCGCCACGGCCUCGACGACCGCCAACGGCAUUUCCAACGCCGCGAGAUUGCCUUGCACAAGCUCGCGUCUGGCCACCAGAACAUUGCGGCGGUGCAGAAAGUCAUCGAGGAGGACAAGUACAUCUUUGUCGUGCUCGACUACUGCCCCGGUGGCGACCUGUUUGCCAUGAUCACCGAGCGCCAGCGAUACGUUGGUGACGAGGAGCUUGUCCGCAGGGUGUUCCUGCAGAUCAUCGAUGCCGUCUCGUACUGCCACUCCAUUGGCAUCUUCCACCGCGACCUCAAGCCCGAGAACAUUCUUUGCUCCGCCGACGGCUCGCGUGUGUUCGUCGCCGACUUUGGGCUGGCCACCACCGAGCGCCUCAGCACCGACUUUGGAUGUGGCUCGACGUUCUACCUGUCUCCCGAAUGCCAAGGUGGUCUCUUCGACCCCGUCGAGGCAUACUCGACCGCGCAGGCCGACCUUUGGUCGCUCGGCGUCAUCCUUGUCAACCUCGCCUGUGGCCGCAACCCCUGGCGCCAGGCAUGUGCCGACGACGACACCUUCCGGGCCUACCUCGACGACCCAGGACUGCUCGCCACCAUCUUGCCCCUGUCCUCUGCCUCGUCCACCAUCCUCGCCGGUCUCUUCGCCCGCAACCCCGCCGACCGCAUCAACAUUGCCCAGCUCCGCGCCAUGGUCGUUGCCGCCCCGAGCUUCUCGACCACCCGCCCGCAGCUUCCUUCGCCCGCGCCCAGCCCGAAGCAGUCCAUCUCCCAGAUUGCUGCCCACUCGCACUCGCAGCACUCGUCCGUCUCGGGCUGGAACGACGCGUACCCCUUGCAGGACAUGUACCCUCCUACCCCGUACGAAAUCCCUACCAACACCCACCACCACCCCUUGCACCAGUACCGUCACGUCGACUCGCACUCGUCGGGCACGCCCGCGUCUACACCAGGCCUCAUCGACAGCCACAUGGACCCAUUCGCCACUGGGCGCACGGCCAGCACGUCCUCGUCGGACUCUGUUCCACCCACGCCUGAACUGGGCCCCAUCACCGUCACUCGCGCUGUGCCGACGCUGGCGCCUGCGCCCGAGCCACGAUGGGCGACGAGGGGCGGCAAGGCCCGUCGCGACGACGUUCACUACGCCAACGUUAAACACCACCACGCUGGCCGCAACUCGGACGUGGACAACCUCGAGCUUGUCCUUGGUGCCGCGCCGUUCGUUCUGUAA